Molecule: messenger RNA, 661 nt
Organism: Hyla sarda
Lineage: Eukaryota; Metazoa; Chordata; Amphibia; Anura; Hylidae
Product: placenta-specific gene 8 protein-like
Exons: 4
Coding region: 45-518 (157 amino acids)
Source: RefSeq, a predicted model, not a curated record
AGAGAGGGGGCGGUAUAUACGAGACUAAAGCACCAGGAGAACCGAUGGAUACCGUCAUUUCUCAGCCGGGGGUCAUCACCACGCAGACCGUCACUGUAUCGCAGAGUUAUCGCUGGGGCAGCGGGCUGUGUGAUUGCUGUGAUGACUGUGGAAUAUGUUGCUGUGCCUUUUGGUGCUUUCCUUGCCUGCAGUGUAGCACAGUCAGUGAUUUCGGAGAGUGCUCUUGCCUCCCCCUCUUGGAUCCGUGUCUGAUGGGGUAUGUUGGGUGUAGCGGAGUUUGUCCCCCCAUAACAAUGGCGACCAGGGCAGCGGUGCGGGAGAGAUACAAGAUUCCGGGGUCCAUCUGUGAUGACUGUAUCACCUCCUGUUGCUGCUAUUCCUGUACUUGGUGUCAGAUCGCCCGAGAGAUCAAGGUCCGGAACCAGUCAUCCACAAUCACCACGGCCCAGACCACCCUGAUCAGUAACGUUCCCAUGAUCCCUCAGGCUCACGGCUACAGCCCCAUUGUGGAAUAUUAAUUCAGUCCCAGCAGCACCAUCACCCCCAUUAUCUGCUCCAACCUGCUGUACUCUCAUCUGUAUACACAACACUGCCACCCCUCCCCUACAUUAUAUAGAGUCCAUCACCAUCCUAUAUGUCUUUUGUAAUAAACAAAACAUUC